CUUUUUUUUUUUUUCUGCUUGCGAGAUUAGGGUCCCUGACCAGUUUAUAUUAGAAUUAUUUGGUGAUUGUUUCUUCUUCUUUUAGCAUGAUAGCAACACGUGGGCUUGAUUUACAAAAGAAUUGUGUUCAUGGCUCUGGUUCCUAUAUAUAAAUCAGCUCAAAGGGAGAUUUACAAAAGAAUUAUACAGGAAUGUGCAACUAGCCUGCUCACUGCACAUUCAGAUAUGUUGGUUAAUUUUGAAAAGUAUAGAUACAUGACAGUGCGACUAGCAGAUGGAAACAUUUAGUCAAAGCUGGAGAUAUGUUCUAUUCUUCAUCAACAUCGACAGUCUGACACAUAAGGGUUAAUUUGGAGCGCAUGCUGAGGAGAACAACUUGGUGAAAGGAAGGAAAUAGUGAACAACACAAGGUGAACUAUUCAAAGCCCUCGUGCCAGUCUUACAACCGCUUGAUUCUUUAUGGAGAUCCAAUUGCCUUGGAAUCACCAUCUUUCCGAGAUCUAAUGGACAAAAGUAGUGCCACAAUGAUGCUUGCACGCAGAUGUCCAUAAACCCAUCAUGCAUCCCACAGUCCCACUACCUUAGCUCUCCUACAAGGCAGUCUGAAUUGUUCUAUAUUUCAAAAUGAAGUUCUUUGGUUGGAUGCAAAACAAGCUCAGUGGAAAACAAGGGAAUGAGAAAUCAAAUACUGUUCCAGUUCAAGCUACUCAUCAUAAGAAACAGGAGCCUCGUGAAGAGUUCAGUGAUUGGCCUCAUGGCUUGCUCGCAAUAGGAACCUUUGGUAACAGUGAUCUGAGGGACCGCCAAAACCCACAGAGCCAAGAGGUCAUCCAAGAGGAGGAUGACCUAUCUAAUAUCCUAGGGGAACCAUCUUCAUCUGAGGAUUUGCAGGAGUUCACACCGGAAGAAGUAGGGAAAUUACAGAAAGAGUUGACAAAACUCUUGUCAAGGAAAAAAGAUCCCAAUGUGGAGAAGGAAAUCGCCAACCUUCCCUUGGAUAGAUUUCUUAAUUGCCCCUCCAGCCUGGAGGUGGACCGUAGAAUCAGUAAUGCACUUUGCAGUGAUUCAGAUGAUUAUUAUAAAGAUGAAGAUAUUGAUCGGACCAUUAGUGUUAUUCUUGGUAGAUGCAAAGACAUUUGUGCAGAGAAAAAGAAGAAAUCAAUUGGGAAAAAAUCCAUUUCUUUCCUUCUGAAGAAGAUGUUUGUCUGUGGAAGUGGGUUUGCCCCCCAACCCAGUUUGAGAGACACACUUCAAGAGUCCAGAAUGGAGAAACUUUUGAGGAUGAUGCUACAUAAGAAGAUUUACACUCAAAAUUCUUCUCGGGCAUCAUCCAUGAAGAAAUACUUAGCGGACAAACAGACAGGGAAAAGGCGAAGUGAAGAUGAAACCCAGGAGAGAAAUAGUGAUGGACAUAAAUGGGUCAAAACAGAUUCUGAAUAUAUUGUUCUAGAAAUGUAAUUCCAAGAAGCAAAAAGAAGGUGACUGGUACAUAGUUUUUGACUAUCCUAAUAACCUGGAAGGGUGAAAUUUGGCUCAGUGAUCUUAAUCGUUUCAUGUUGAUCAUCAGCAUUGCAACUUUGAAAUAUUCAACAACUUGAAGAAAAAAAAAAAAAAUGGUUGGCUUCAUUGAUGUAGAACUGAGAUUUCCAAAAAGUACAAAAUUCCAACAAUAAAGUUCAUCUUUAUUGGCUCAUGACAGCAUCCAGGCAGCUUACAAUAGCUAUUAGUCUCUGUAUUUUGGUGAUGGUGCUUUCCCUCUUUUUUUCAUGGCUGUACCUGCUGGCGCAUCGUGCAGCAUAUGUUAUGAGAUAUCGUCAAAAAGGAUAUCUGAGACAGCACCCUCACUUCUGGACAUUUUGAAUAUCGUCUGAUACUUAAUUCUCUUUGUUGAUUUUGUUAUAUUUGCCUUCACCUGUUUGCUAAGCUUCGCCUUCUGUAAGAUAGUUUUGUGGUGAAUAAUAUUUAAUCGGCAUACAUUAUUGAGACGUGGAUUCCCUUAAUAUUCAGCCAUCUUUGUUACGGUUAUGUUCAACAAGUGCUGUAAAAGUUGUGUAAGAAAAGCCAACCUAGUUG
Rubroshorea leprosula is the source of this 2073-nucleotide messenger RNA. The record is from the annotation of a GenBank genome assembly. Lineage: Eukaryota; Viridiplantae; Streptophyta; Magnoliopsida; Malvales; Dipterocarpaceae.